AUAAUUCCACUUCACACGUUACUGUGUGACACAACACACACAAUUAACCAUGAUAUCAUCCAUCUUUUAUUUUCUUCUUCACAUAUUACUUAUCCAAUCAUCACAUGCUGACCUCCCUGGCACAUGGGAACUACUCGUCCCUAACGCCGGGAUAUCAUCUAUGCACACCGCCGUGACACGGUUCAACACCGUGGUCCUUCUAGACAGGACCAACAUUGGGCCUACUCGAAAACGCCUCCAGAAAGGGCGUUGUCGAGUAGACCCUCAGGAUCCUGUUCUCAAGAAGGAUUGUUAUGCUCAUUCAGCAGUUUUAGACCUUAGUACUCGCGAGUUACGACCACUUAUGAUUUUAACCGACACUUGGUGUUCCUCCGGCCAGUUUUUAUCUGAUGGGACACUUCUUCAAACAGGUGGAGACCGCGAUGGGGUUAGGAAGAUACGUAAGUUCGUGCCUUGUAAUACUACGUCGUUUUGUGAUUGGGAGGAGCUUGAGGAGAUUCAUUUAGCUCAAGGUCGAUGGUACUCGACUAACCAGGUACUGCCUGACGGGUCAGUGAUCAUUGUGGGUGGCCGCGCCACCAAUACUGUCGAGUUUUUUCCUGCUCGACAUGGUGGUGGCGCGGUGGAUUUUCCGUUUCUUGCGGAAACGGAAGAUACCCAGAUGGAUAAUCUUUAUCCAUAUGUUCAUCUUUUACCAAAUGGUCACUUAUUUGUGUUUGCUAACAACAUAGCUGUGUUAUAUGAUUAUACAAAAACUCAAGUAGUUCAAAAAUACCCAAAAUUGGAUGGUGGCCCACGAAACUAUCCUUCAGCGGGAUCAUCGGUGAUGCUCCCGCUAACAGGGGAUUAUUCUGCCGCAACUAUUGUGGUUUGCGGCGGAGCACAAUAUGGAGCAUUUAUUGAGAGGAGUACAGAUACUCCUGCUCAUGGUAGUUGUGGCCGAAUUGAGGCAAUGAAACCAAACCCGGUUUGGGAAGUGGAAGACAUGCCAUUUACUCGAAUUAUGGGGGAUAUGGUGAUGCUUCCGACCGGUGAGGUUUUAAUUAUAAAUGGAGCCCAAGCGGGUACACAAGGGUUUGAAAUGGCAUCUCAACCAUGUUUAUAUCCAUUAUUGUAUAGGCCAAAUGAACCCGUGGGUUUAAGGUUCAUGACAUUAAACCCCGGUUCAGUACCUAGAAUGUAUCAUUCCACGGCUAAUUUGCUUCCUGAUGGAAGAAUUUUAGUCGCUGGAAGCAACCCACAUUAUUUUUACAAGUUUAAUGCCGAAUUCCCAACAGAAUUACGAAUUGAAGCUUUUUCCCCUGAAUAUUUGUUGGCGGAAAAAGCUAAUAUAAGGCCGAUAAUUCUUAAAUUCCCCGAGGAGAUACAAUAUGGAAGUGGUUUCGAUUUGGUAGUUACUACACAACUACCCGUGGUUGGAAUAAUUGAGGUAAACAUUGCAAGUGCACCUUUUGCAACACAUUCCUUUUCACAAGGGCAGAGGUUGGUAAAAUUAGCCGUUUCGAGUGCAAUUCCGGAUGGAUCGGGUUCAUAUACGAUUGCUUGUACGGCUCCACCGAACGGAAAGGUGGCACCGCCUGGAUAUUAUAUGGUGUUUGCCGUAAAUACCGGUGUACCAAGUGUUGCAAAGUGGGUGAAGUUGCUUUAGCUUUUAUGCCAUUUAUUAUAAAUGUAAAUAAAUAGUUUCUUCCAUUAAAGCCUACUUAAAAUGAAAUGUGCAUAUGUUACUAAAUUAAAUUUCAUGUAAUAAUUUCAGAAAAUUAAUGUUCAAACCGUAUAAUUUAACUCUA
This is a messenger RNA of Erigeron canadensis, 1790 nucleotides long. Its product is annotated as aldehyde oxidase GLOX. The record is from RefSeq and is a predicted model, not a curated record. Bases 50 to 1648 code for a protein of 532 amino acids. The transcript has a single exon. NCBI's taxonomy places the organism in Eukaryota, Viridiplantae, Streptophyta, Magnoliopsida, Asterales, Asteraceae.